AUGCGGGAGUGCGUGAGAACAUCUGGACGCCUGGAGGUGCCGCGACGCCUCGGGCAUCCACUUAGAGCCUCGCACAGACAUCCGCGGCGGCGCGAUGUCGUGAAGCGAUUGUGCAGCGAAAUGGGCAGCGACCAGAGCAGUUUUUCUGUGUGGUCUUUAUUCCGCAGUGGUAAGAUGGGCGCGUCCAGCUUCCCAACGGAGGAGAUCUCCUUUGUUUUGACAGCUGAGGACAAACCCCAUCAACACCCGAAGCAGGACAAGGAUGGAGCCACAGACAGCCGUACCGCGCUGCCCGCACGCGAGAGCGAGGAGGGCGCGGUAGCGCCGUCAGCUCCUCAGCUGGUGUGUGAAGCGAGCGGGGGCGCAGGUUCAGUGGUGGCGGAGGGGCGAACUGCAGAAAACCGCGCACAGUGGCUGCUUGGCACGUAUCGAGCGGACCCCGACGGCCUUGCAAGAGCUUGUGGGAGCGACAAGGAGACUUUGCUCGCCAUCUUCCACGCAACCGCCCUGCACAAGCUAAAGCGACAGAGAUGGCUCCUGAAACCCUUAAAGGCGCAAGUCAUCCGGAACAUAACGAACUUCCACGUGGACGAAAUCGCAUCUCUGGCUAAAGCUAUGCACAGGGUCGGCUACCUCAGGACGGAUUUCCUGUACGCCGCAUCGACUGUGAUUGCGAGAACGGCUCGAGUAGCCUCUCCUGCGAGCUGCGGAUUCCUGCUGGAGGCCUUCGCCGCCCAGAGGUUCGAACCCGAGCAAGCGGUGCACGCCCUGUGCAACCGGCUGCGGGAGACUGAGCUACAAGGCUUGACACAGUCUCAUCUUGCUAGCAUCGUUAGCAGCCUGGCCCGCCUCAAUAUUACGCACGAUCCCCUACUGGCGGAUAUCGCCAAUAGGUUGCUUGACCUCUGGAGCACUGCAUGCGCCAGCUCUCCUCCGGGUGUGAGAGAGGUAGCGACCCUUCACCCUGGUGCGGAGCGUAGCACUACUUUGCCGGAAAAUGUCGCGCUCCAGGGACGCCGCCAGUUUUCCCCCCACGACGUCACCCAGGUUCUAUAUGGGUUGACGAAGCUGCAGUACCAUCACAGCUCAUUAAGUGCUUACCUGCUGGGGACCGUCUUACCAGGUGUUGUAGGCCGCAUGCACUCGCAUCAGCUCACAGUCACUGCCGUGGCGAUUCAGCGAGCAAGAGAGCACGCACAUGCGAGAAGCAUGACUCCCACCUUCGCGACGGAUUCCUGCAAUGACUACUAUGCAAGCGAACACGAGACGCUGGGGGCAGUGACAAAGAGCAUGAACCUCCAGCGCACCUCCGACGUGCAAGAGCGAGAGCUGAAAGUCCUUCAGGAGAUGGCGUUUGGGCUGGUGGUUAAUGAGGUUGCAAAACGUCUUCCUCAAUUCAAAGCCGAAUCUAUCUGUAUGGUAUUCAGGGCGUGCGCCGUCUUAGGGGUCAGGGACAACUGGUUGGUUGUUCGGCUCAUCGCCCUGUUACCUCGGCUUCUACUUACCUUCGAUCCUGAAGACGCAGUGCUUCUCUCUGUGUCCCUCUCUGAGCUUGGCGCACACAGCGGAGCAAGCGUGGACCUCAUAGCAGGCCAUGCGAAGCAAAAUUCCAACCGGUACAGCCCGCAUCUUCUCAAUGAUCUUCUUUUCAGCUUCUCGAGAGAAGGCAUCAUUGUUCAAGACUUCCUCGACAUGUACGUGGACCCAACAAGAUUCUGGCGAGUCACUGACGGACGAGCUGCCACCACCGUCGUCUGUGCACUUUCAGACAGUGGAUGCAAAGAUCGUGUUGUCAUCCAACGGAUUUUCGAUGCCCUCCUGCCCCUUCUGCCAACACUGCGACUCGAUGAUCUGUUCAACCUCUACGCAGCGGUCGCGCUCCUCGGCCUGACACAAGAUAUUGCCGGCAUUCAUGAGGUUGUCGAGCAUGUGAGGCAAAGAUUGAAUGAGUCUCAUGACGAAACCGUCGACGGAAAAGGGCUUAGCGCCAAGGCGCCCACUGAUUUUGCGACGGGUCCCCCCAUACUGGACUUGGUCGAAGGCUUUGUUCCAGACGUAUUGCUAGGUCCGCCCCCGGGAGCUCCGGCGCAUGGGUUACAGGCUAAUCAGACGAUAUCUGUUUCAGGGGCGCUGAAUCUAUCGCUUGCGCUUCUGGUACAAGAUUUCCGUCCCAGUCGUGACGCGCGGAGUCUUACGCAGCUAGAAAAGACACACAUCGACCACUGCGCUGAUCCCUCCGAGGGCCUUCAACGGGGCUGCUCUGGCUCUUUCCUGGAGCCUGCGCUGUUGGCGGCGGAUAUUGCGGCUUUUUGUACGUGGCUGUCGGCUGAGUCUUCCAUCGACGUCCUAGCAUGUUCUCCCUCUCCGCAGUCUCCCGGUCCCCGUGUUUCGUCGUUCUUUUCAUUAGAAGAGCAGCGGAAACUGGGGCUUCUUCAGGCGGCUCUUCUUCUUCGUGCCGACGGUAUCCGUGGACACGCGAAGGAUGAGCGCAAGCUGCAGGCGUUGACUACGCAGGUCGUCGAUUUGUUGUCGGCUGUGGCAGCGCUGCAGCCGGCAGCAGUUCCUUUCCGUCUGCACUCGACCGCAUCAUGCAUCUCAGCACUGCGGGUGCCGCUUCGGCAUGUCUGCCAGUCUCUGCGACUCCGCGAGGUGAACUGCAGCCCGAAUGGGGUUCGCUCCUCGUGCGCCUCUGAAAUGAGUCACGCGUCGCCAGCCGAGCAGGAGAGCGACCCCGCCGACCUAAAGCCGAGGCUGGAACGUCUAGAUUUGAUCCCGCUGCAGUCCAGCGGGACUACGACCGCGGAGACAGUCGUACAGGUUGCACGUUCGUCGCAUCAUGUCAGGCCGGCGUUCGGCGCUGCGGACCGAACCAAGACGCAUGUGUCCUUCAUUGAGCGAAGCACGGCAUCGGGGCUGGCAGCCAUGCAAAGCAUCCUCGAGCAGUUUUUCGGCGUUCGCGGCACCAUCGUCGAUUCUUUGUCCGACGUCGCGUCCGCGGGGCACGAUGCACAUGCAAGUCGCCAGGCGGUUGCGCGCGGAGAGCCGUUGUCUGCUCGAGAAGACGGACAGAAAAAGCCGCCUAGUGGGGCGCGUGGGCAUGGCAGCUCCUCGCAGGGCGCUACGGACGAUAGAGACCGCCUGCGAGCGCACCUGAAUCCGUACACCGGCCUUCUGCACCUGGAGCUAGAUGAGCUCCUACGUCUGCCAGGCGUCGCGGAGGAUGUGCUGUCUGCGCGUUCCGCGCCCGCCCUGUCGCCGGCGCCUCCCGGCCGUGGUGAUGAAGGGGAACGCGGGGACCAGCUGCUCAGCAUGGGCGAGGGCGCGCGCCAGGCAGCUGCGGCUGCGGACUCCGAGCCGCGGGUGCCGCGUAGCGGCGUCAUUCUCCUGUGGGCGGACGCGCAGCAUUUCUGGCACGCGGCACCGGAAAAGGACGAUUCGAAGCCGGUUUCUCCGCGCGCAGACUUCGCGCUCUCUAAUGCUGCCGCCUUCCAGCUUCGAUGUUUUGAGCGGCUCACGUCGCUCGAAGUAUUCCCUGCCGGAGCCCCAGCGGCAGGCUAUGAUUCUACCUCGAUGCCUCCUGACCUCUCUCGGCAGGCUCAGGAGCGGAAGCAGGCCAGAAGUGUCGCGGAAAAUAGGAAUUGCGUGGUGCUAGUCCCGCACUUCGUAUGGAACGCCGUGAGCACGGACACUGAGCAGGCUGAUUUCCUGCUUAAAUCAAUCAAAACUGCGGUGGAAGACUGGCGUCGACGAGGCUCAGAACGAAGCUGA
Messenger RNA from Besnoitia besnoiti, 3768 nucleotides. RefSeq lists its product as uncharacterized. Lineage: Eukaryota; Apicomplexa; Conoidasida; Eucoccidiorida; Sarcocystidae. Bases 1 to 3768 code for a protein of 1255 amino acids. The transcript is spliced from 8 exons. The record is from RefSeq and is a predicted model, not a curated record.